UAAGAGUAAAUUAAAGUGAACCGAAGCGAACCAAAAUUAAACCAAACCAAAACUUCUCAUCAUGGCCACUGCUGCGGGAUUCAAAAUCCCGGAGAUGAAUUGGGACGCCACCGAUUUGCGGGAUGAAUUAGCCCAGUUCAAGCAAUACUGCGACUUGAUUUUCAGCUGGCCAUACUCGAAGAAAUCGGCUAAGGGACAAGCCACGUUCAUUUAAUUAUGGAUUGGAAGACAAGGAUUAGAAACAUACAAUAGUUGGACCUGGGAAGAAGCAGAAGACAGCACGAGUCCAGCGAAAAUAUGGGAGCGAUUUGAGAAAGAAGUAGCGCCGAAAGUGAACCACAGGUUAGCCAGAUACAAGCUUCAACAGCUCAGGCAGAAGAAUGAUGAAUUUGUCGACGUUUUCCUGACACGUUGUCAAAAUCAAGCUACGAGGUGUCAAUUCAGAGACAAGGACGAGUCCGACGAGCGCCUGAUCGAGCAACUAAUCGUUGGAACCAAACACAAGAAAGUACAGGAAAGGUUAUUAGAAAAAGGUGAGCAGCUUACUCUCGACGAGGCUAUUGACAUCGCUAGGACCUACGAGGCCACCCAAUCACAGAUGGAAGAGUUGGAUGGCGAAAGCAACAAAGAUAUUCAUGGAAUUAAGGGGGUCGAGCCUAGAAAGAAGUGCCCCGCAUAUGGAUCUGUGUGCCUAAAUUGUCAGAGAGAAAAUCACUGGGCAAGGGUUUGCCGCUCCAGAAGCCAAGGUGGAACACGUGGCAGGCAAAGGAACAGAGAAAACCGUAAGUCGCCUCAUCACUCCAGUAGUAAAGACCAACGCAACAGACGAAGAUCCGCAAGUGGAAAAUGUAGAGAUGGAGAUAGAAGAGACCUGAGCGAUCAGUUUGAAACAAUUACGUUUGAAUCCAUCACAGUUGAUUUUAUCGGGCCUCAAGAUCAACCGGCAAAUGAGGCGUUUUUAACUGUAAAUGUUGACUUACACAGCAUCAGUAGUCGGCCAACUGCGCUCAAGACCAAGUUAGCCAUCAUUGGGCUGCCAACAUCCCUGGAACUCAACCUUGUCACUCUAAAUUGCUCAGUGCAGCGAGGUUCACCGUUGAAUGCCAACCGCACUUGUGAACAGGUUACACCCAUUAAAGACAAGGAUGAGCUAGUGAAACGUUACCCUGAUUGCUUCGAUGGUGUUGGAAGAUUCCAGGGUCAGUACCAUAUCACUGUGGUCCCGUCUGUACCCCCGGUUGUCCACACUCAAAGACGCAUGCCAUUGAGUUUGCGUGAUUACAUAAAAGAAGAGCUGGACGAUAUGGAGUCCCGAGGGAUUAUUACUAAGAUAAAAGAGGGCAAGCUGACGGCCUGGGUGAACAGUCUGGUGUACAGCAGGAAACCGAAUGGUAAACUGAGACUAUGUCUAGAUCCCAAAGACCGAAACAAGACCAUUUCCAGAGAGCAUCACAUGAUCCCUACUCUGGAAGAAAUUCUCUUAAAGCUAAGUGGUGCCAAGUACUUCUCCAUUGUUGAUGCAAAAUGUGGUUAUUGGAACGUUGUGCUAGACCAGGAAUUAAGCUAUUUAAGAGCUUCUGCCUGAGA
This is a messenger RNA of Orbicella faveolata, 1587 nucleotides long. RefSeq lists its product as uncharacterized. The record is from RefSeq and is a predicted model, not a curated record. NCBI's taxonomy places the organism in Eukaryota, Metazoa, Cnidaria, Anthozoa, Scleractinia, Merulinidae.